Fusarium proliferatum ET1 is the source of this 1311-nucleotide messenger RNA. RefSeq lists its product as uncharacterized. The coding region runs from base 1 to 1311 and encodes 436 amino acids. The transcript has 2 exons. The record is from RefSeq and is a predicted model, not a curated record. Gene Ontology annotation, molecular function: hydrolase activity, acting on ester bonds. Gene Ontology annotation, cellular component: cytoplasm. Lineage: Eukaryota; Fungi; Ascomycota; Sordariomycetes; Hypocreales; Nectriaceae.
AUGAUUAUAACACGACAUACUGUUGGCUUAGCUUUCUUAGCUGCUCUUGGCUGUGCUACCGAUGUCAAUAACACCGAUCUUGAGCCAUUGCGGUUCACCAAGAAUGGUACUUUUCAGAUCGCCAUCUUCUCCGAUAUGCAUUUUGGGCAAUAUGAAUCAUCAACAGGUCCUGAACAGGAUCGCAAUUCUGUUGAAGUGAUCCGCAAAGUCCUCGACUACGAUAGGCCUGAUCUGGUCGUUCUUAACGGCGAUCUCAUCAAUGGAGACUCAACAUUUGCUCACAACAGCACGCAUUACGUUGACAUGAUUGUUGAGCCAAUCGUCAACCGCAGCUUGACCUGGGCAUCUACAUAUGGCAACCAUGACCAUAACUACAACAUUGCUGGCGAUGAUAUUCUUGAGCGCGAACAACUGUUCCCUGGAGCGCGCACGCAGAAAAUGGUUAACAAGAAGUUGUCGGGCACAACAAAUUACUAUCUGCCUGUAUACCCCUCGGACUGUACCGAUACUACCGAUUGCAGCCCGAAUCUCAUCCUAUGGUUCUUCGAUAGUCGCGGCGGUAACUAUUAUCAGGGGUCUUAUCAGCCAAACUGGGUUGACCAAAGUGUUGUUGAUUGGUUCAAUGAAACAAGUAUCGAGUUGAACGACAAGUACAACAAAACCCUCCCUUCGCUAGCAUUCGUCCACGUUCCAGUCAACGCCACAGUUGCACUCCAAACAGAGCUUGGAAUCCGGAAGAACUACCAGCCGGGCAUCAACGAGGAUCCUCCGGUGUUUCAGCAAGGAGCAGGGUGGUGUGAGAAUGCAGACCCUAACGAGACUUGUGAUUACGGAGGCCAGGACGUGCCAUUCAUGGAGGCUUUGGUCACUGUUCCUGGAGUCAUCGGGCUGUUUUCUGGUCAUGAUCAUGGAAACACGUGGUGCUAUCGCUGGGAUAAGAAACUCGAAGGAAUGACUGUCGAAGGCAACGGUAUCCAUCUGUGCUAUGGACAGCAUUCUGGGUAUGGCGGUUACGGCGAUUGGAUCCGCGGUGCACGAGAGAUCGUUGUCACAGAGGAUAUGUUGGAGAAGGGGGACGUAGAGUCCUACAUUCGUCUCGAAUCUGGCGAUGUUGUUGGGCGGGUGACGUUGAAUUCGACCUACAACGACGACUACUAUCCUGCUACGCCGAACACCAUGACCUAUAUGUCAGAGGCGUUAAGUGGCAGUAGCAGCGAUGAGGAAAGUGCUGCGAGGUGCAUUCUGUCAGGGUCUGAACUCAUGACAGCGAUUGGGGGGUCAUUGGUUGCGAUUGCUUGGUUGUGCUUUUAA